Messenger RNA from Helobdella robusta, 1719 nucleotides. RefSeq lists its product as hypothetical. The record is from RefSeq and is a predicted model, not a curated record. The transcript has 9 exons. Gene Ontology annotation, molecular function: protein binding. Lineage: Eukaryota; Metazoa; Annelida; Clitellata; Rhynchobdellida; Glossiphoniidae. The coding region runs from base 1 to 1719 and encodes 572 amino acids.
AUGUCCGUAAGCUCGAAACCAGAGUCACCACCACUUUGUAGCGAAAAUAAUAAAGUCAAAGUUGUGUUCGAUUAUUCCUACUUCUCUAAACAUGAUAAUAAGACGUUAGAUUUUAAAACUGGGGAAGAGUAUUAUUUGAUAAAAAAGACAAGCGAUAAUUGGUUUUUUGUGAAGAAAAAUAUUUGUGACCCAGUUGGCGUUUAUGUUCCAAGGUUAUGUGUGGCUGAGCUGACAGAACCAAAGCCAGUAAAAAAUCUGGUGAGACUUCCAUCGACUGAUGCAAGUAAAAAGAAAAUUGUGCCCUUACCAAGACCAAAACUUCACAGCAAGAAUUCAAAUGAAGAAAAAGAAACAAAGCCUGCAUUAUCAAAGGUAGCACUUGAGGAGCUGAAUGAUAUCAUCAGUGAGAUUGGCGUGCCAGAACAUUUUAAAGAUGAUGUCCAGACGACAACUGCAAAUGAUGUCUUUUUCCCAGAGAAUCAGGUGGCAGCAAACAAGUGCCUCUUGUCAGAAACACAGUCGUCUGGCUCACCCAGCACGUCACCUGUUGAUUCCUCGAACGACAAAAUGACCACAUCAGGUGCAGCCUUAAAGUCCAGUUCUGACGACAUAAGUUCAGAUAAGAAUCUUGUUCUCAUGUCAACAUCAUUCAUCGGCAACCAACAAAACGAAGAAGAAACAAAAGUUGACAGCGAAACGAGUGACUACAAAACUGAUUCCAGAGAAAGCCUUAGAAGUGAUGGUCAGUUGUUGAUAGACAAUGAAGAAGUCGAUAGUGAUGUCAAGCCUCUGCCAAUUUCUGUAAAAGAUAACAAGGGAGAUCUAACAAAGUCGAGCCUGAACAACAACAUUCCAAUGGCAACAAACACUAUCCAAUCUGAUGAUCAUUCCUUGAAAAGAACGCCGAGUACCUCUUCACAUUCUCCAUCUCCUCAGCUGUCAUCAAUCAUACCCCGCCCACAAUUACUGUCAACAACAGCAACAACGAUGACAUCAUUAGUGAAACCAGCGUCUGAGGAUGAGUUGGAUGCUAAUUGCCUGGAAUACACCAAUGCAUCUUCAUUCAUGAAGAAUAAAAAGGCUACUGAGACUGAGCCCCAGUUGGCAAAAGUGGACAACAGCAGCGAGAAACUCCGAAAGAUGCGCAACCAAUCAAUGGAGGAUUAUGCAAACCUCGGGGAGAUUCAAAAGGUCAUUCACGGCAUGCCUCGUCCUCCAUUGGCUGAAAACUUAAUGCCUGCCGGCUACGUGAAACCUUAUUCUCAGGAGAAGGCAGUGCUGAACGAUGCGGGCAUUGUUAAAGGGGCCAUCAACGUGGACAGUAAGCAUGAGCUGGUUGAGAAGAAAGGCAUGCUGAAUAAAGCAAAAGUUGAAGAAAGUUCAAUAAGCAAGAAGAUAAAAAGAUCCUGGUCUCAAUCAUUUGUCAUCCUACAGCACGGAUCGUUGUCCUUCUACAAAGACACCAAAGGGGCUUCUGUUCUCAGUAAGGUCAGAUUAGGUCAUAGUGAGGUCAUAGGUCAUAAUGAGAAAUCAUCAAUGUCCUCUCUGGGCAAACCAGAGUUUGAGAUCGUUUUGAAAGGAGUGAAGCUGACAUCAGCUCCUGAGGACAAGAAUUUGAAGAAGGAUGCGUUCAUGCGUCUGAGAUUUUUGACCGAUUGCAUCUUCCAUUCCUUCCGUCUGCCUGCUGUUCCUAUUGUGAUCACUUGUUGCACACUUUGA